Molecule: messenger RNA, 3260 nt
Organism: Daldinia caldariorum
Lineage: Eukaryota; Fungi; Ascomycota; Sordariomycetes; Xylariales; Hypoxylaceae
Product: ATP-dependent RNA helicase dbp10
Exons: 2
Coding region: 170-3007 (945 amino acids)
Cellular component (GO): nucleus
Molecular function (GO): RNA helicase activity; RNA binding; ATP binding
Source: RefSeq, a predicted model, not a curated record
AAAAAAAAAAAAAAAGUUCUUGAGAGCCGCCCCACGACAGCUUCAAAUCGAGACUGCAGAAUCUAUUUUCUAGCUAAUUUAUCUCUCAAUUUCGGCCUUAUAUUGGUGGUCGCUUGUACAUAUAACAUAUAUGUAGCGUACAUAUCGGUAUAUCGACCUGUCAAGCAAUAUGCCGUCGCGCGCGGUGUCACCGACGCCGUCCGAAAACGAAGUCGAUAUUCUAGGAUCUUUAUUCACAGACAACAUUGGCGGCGCAUUGAGCGGGAAGAACAAAAAGAACGACGAGCAAGCCGAUUUAGACUUUGACUUUCUGAAUGGGGGCGACGAUGCAGAAGAUGAUGGCGACGAGGCCUUCAUCGCCCUUAAGCAGGCUGCUUCGUUUAGAAAAGCUGGUAACCUGAAGGGAAAGUCUGUCAAGAAGGGCGGUGGUUUUCAGGCCAUGGGUCUCAAUGCCAACUUAUUAAGAGCCAUUACACGAAAGGGCUUCUCGGUUCCCACCCCCGUUCAGAGGAAAGCUAUACCAUUAAUCAUGCAAAGGAAAGAUGUCGUCGGUAUGGCGAGGACAGGUUCUGGUAAAACAGCGGCAUUCGUUAUUCCCAUGAUAGAACGACUGAGAACCCAUAGCGCCACCGUCGGUGCGAGGGCGCUCAUCCUCUCGCCAUCUCGAGAACUGGCUAUCCAGACCCUGAAGGUCGUUAAAGAGUUCAGUCGCGGAACGAACCUCAAAUGUGUGCUCUUAGUUGGUGGUGAUAGUCUGGAGGAGCAAUUUAGCGCCAUGACUACGAAUCCCGACAUCAUCAUCUGUACCCCCGGUCGAUUUCUGCAUCUUAAGGUCGAAAUGUCUCUCGACUUAUCCUCGAUUCAAUACGUCGUCUUCGACGAGGCAGAUAGAUUGUUCGAAAUGGGUUUCGCUGCGCAAUUAACUGAAAUUCUACACGCCCUGCCCCUUUCAAGGCAGACGUUACUUUUCUCCGCCACCUUACCGGCUUCGUUAGUCGAAUUCGCCCGCGCUGGAUUACAGGAUCCGAGCUUGGUUCGAUUAGACGCAGAAACAAAGAUUUCCCCCGAUCUUCAGUCGGCAUUUUUCAGUGUCAAGAGCGCCGAGAAGGAAGGCGCUCUUCUUCAUAUCCUACACGAUAUUAUCAAGAUGCCCACGGGAUUACCAGAGGGUGUUCAGGCGGAGCCGGAGAGGCAUUCCAAAAAGAGAAAGCGAGGGUCCGAUGCACCAAGGGGAAAGGAAAAGCCAACAGAACACUCGACUAUUAUAUUCACUGCUACAAAGCAUCACGUCGAGUAUCUGCAAUCUCUACUUACCCAGUCAGGAUUCGCAGUCUCGUACGUAUACGGUUCCCUAGACCAGACGGCCAGAAAAGAACAGGUCGAAAACUUCAGAUGUGGUCGUUCCAAUAUUCUGGUAGUGACGGACGUGGCCGCGCGAGGUAUUGAUAUUCCAAUUCUUGCCAACGUGAUCAACUACGACUUCCCUCCGCAACCCAAAGUCUUCGUUCAUCGAGUCGGUCGUACGGCGAGAGCGGGACAGAGGGGUUGGAGUUAUAGUCUUGUGAGAGAUACGGAUGCGCCGUAUCUGUUAGAUUUGCAACUAUUCUUGGGCAAGAAGCUUGUUCUUGGCAAAGAAGGCAAGGGUGCUACAAACUUCUCAGAAGAUAUUACGGUUGGAGCUCCAGUUCGAAGCAACAUAGAAACCAACGUGGAAUGGCUCAACAAGGUCUUAGGAGAGAGUGAAGAUAUUAGUGCUCUUCGGAGAGUAGCGGCGAAAGCCGAGAAGCUCUAUAUGAGGACACGCAAUUCGGCAUCCAGCCAGAGUGCCCGACGUGCGAAAGAAAUCGUCGCGUCAAAAGGCUGGACGCAACUCCAUCCCAUUUUCGGCGACGAGUUAGGAGAGGCCGAAGAUGCCCGCGCGGAAAUGCUCGCGAAGAUCAGCGGAUUCAAGCCGCAAGAAACGAUCUUCGAAAUCGGCAGAUCGGCCAAGUCAGGCAAGAACGAGGCGGCCGACGUGAUGAAGACCAUUCGUGAGCGUUUUGGUCCUCGCAAAUCUGGCAAAGACGAGGAGGUGGACGAGGCUGAGGAAAUGGACGGUAUAGAAGGCUUCGGCGAGGAAGACGAAGAAAUGGCAGACGGCGCUCCGGAAUCCGAUGCCGAACCUAAUAAUUUCGAAGACGAAGACGAAGACGAUGACGAUGACGAUGAUUCCGAUCUCGAAGUCACCAUAUCCAACCACACCAACACCAAAUCCUCCUCCUCCUCCAAAGACCCAAUCUCCUCCUUCCAAGACUCCGAGGUCUUCAUGUCGUACACGCCCCGAACCAUCAACGCCGCCGAGGAGCGCGGCUACGGCGUGCACUCGGGUUCCAAUUCCCAGCCUUCCGGCGCCGCCGCCAGCAGCACGGGCAACUUCGUCGCCGCGGCCCGCGACCUGACCAUGGACCUGACGAACGACGAGGGCGCCAAGAACUUCGGCGUCCCGGCCCGCGCCCGCAUGCGCUGGGACAAGAAGGCCGCCAAGUACGUGGCGCGCGACAACGACGACGACGGGUCCCGCGCCCAGGCCGGCGGCGGGAAACGCCUCGUCCGCGGCGAGAGCGGCGUCAAGAUCGCCGCUAGCUUCCAGAGCGGCCGCUUCGAUAGGUGGCGCCGCGCCCAGCGCCUCGGCCGGCUGCCCCGCGUCGGCGAGUCCGAGAAGAAGCUUCCUCGCGCGGGCGCGCCCGUCGGCGGCGAGGGACCGCGCGGUGGUGCUGGUGCUGGUGCUGCUGAGGGUGGCGUUCGGUACAAGCACAAGCAAGAAAAGGCCCCCAAGGAGGCGGACAAGUACCGCGACGACUACCACGUGCGCAAGAAGCGCGUGGCGGAGGCGCGCGAGAAGCGUGUGGGUCGGUUCAAGGACGGCAUGGGCAGUAAGAAGGAGGUUAAGAGCAUGGAGGAUAUACGCAAGGCGCGUGUGAUUAAGGAGAAGAAGAAGGCGAAGAACGCGAGGCCGUCGAGGAAGUAGUUGAAGGAUUUAUAGUCAGUACCUACCGACCUAAGUUAUAUAAAAUAUUUACGUACUUUACAUACGUUUGCAUUAGGUACUCUGUUUACUUCAAAGUCACGUCUACGUAGAGCAGUAAGAAUGUCGAGAAAAUAGUUCAAGUACCUAGGUUAAAGCAGGUAAUCAUGCUUUAUUACCAACGAUACAACGUCGACGAACCCAAACCACAAAGGUCCCGGAGCCAUUUCCACCAUAUAUCUAAUGCGUGGGACCA